Molecule: messenger RNA, 4567 nt
Organism: Ciona intestinalis (vase tunicate)
Lineage: Eukaryota; Metazoa; Chordata; Ascidiacea; Phlebobranchia; Cionidae
Source: RefSeq, a predicted model, not a curated record
GUAGUUUUGUAAUAUUAUGUUUAGUAGCGCCGAUGCAUAAAGUGACACGAAGUGUAACAGGAAUUUAACUUUUAGUCUUACGUGACUUAUUAUUGUAUAGUGGCAUACAAGAAACUGUUGAUUUGUCAGCCAUAGUUAUGCAUAAGUAGGCACAACGUUGAUUUGUACACAGAGGGAAAUGAUGAACUUCGAACUGUAACAAAUGGGCUUGGACCUCAAGAUACAAAUGAAAAUGAACACAGAAUGGCUGUAGACCCUGCAGUUUCAGCACUGACUCCAAAUUUUCUUGCUGCUGUUUAUGGCAUGGGAGAACGGCAGUAUCAGGAAAAAUUGAAAAGAAUGAGGCAUCAGCAUGAAAUUGAAAAUCAGCUGUUAAUGGCGCAGUUCAACUACCAAACAAGCAAUUUGCAACAUCAACAUCAAUUGCAACAACACUUGAAUCAUGUUAUCUCGAAGCAAAGGGAACGUGUUGCUGAACAGAUGGCAGCACUUGACCAAAGAAGUGAACUGAUUAAUUCUGUUCGGAACAAAGAGAAAAACAGAGAAAGUGCUGUUGCAUCAAAUGCUGUCAAGCAGCAUCUACAAAAGUUUGUAAAAUGCCGACAAAAAUUCAAAGAUUCACACCCUAGUAUGGAGAGGUCUCCAUUGCAAUGGACACCAUCUUUAGAAGGAAAAAAUGGAGGUCAUGAAGUACCAGCACAUUAUUCCUCAUUAUUACACACACAAUAUGACUUUCCACUAAGGAAAACAGCUUCGGAACCAAACCUCAAGUUGAAGUCGCGUUUAAAACAGAAGUUGUUGGAGGACAGAGUUGAAAGGUCGUCACCACUCAUGCCACGUCGCGGAGAUAUUAAGGCAGAUCUUGCAAAUCGAAUCAAGAAAAAAAUAAAUAUAGAAAAUGUUAACGAACAAAGGAAUUCACACAACAGCGCUCCAAACUCUGGACCAAGUUCCCCUCCUAAUUCAUCAAAUGACAUCAAACAAUCAACACCACACAUGCAAACAGAGACUGAUUAUUAUGAAGAAUCAAAUUCAUCUGGAAACCAUGACCUUUAUUCGUCGCCCUCUCUUCCAAAUAUUUCUAUUGGACUUACAAAUAAAAAAUCAACUGAUCGUAGCAUGCUUGUUGUGUCAGAGGAGUUAAGCAAGCGAGGAACCCGAGGAUCCUCACUUUCCGAUCCGAUGAUUCAAAGUGAUAAACCAUUAUUUCAGAGCCAUGCAAAGCUACAUGAGAUUGAUCUAACACAAGCAGUGCAAGCUAACCUGCUGCCUCCACAUAAGACAGUGCUACAUGCCCAAGCAUCCACCCCACCAGGACCAAUACGUCACUCACAAACCACACGUCAACAUAAAGCGUUGAGUCGGACACAAUCAGCACCUACUGCUGCAUCGCAGUUGCAACUACAUAUUUUACAGCGACGUCAAAAAAUGCUACAGCAGCAGCAGAAGAAAGGUUUAAUGCACGGUGUGGCUGAGGUUGAUUCACAUUCUUAUUCAAUCCUCCCCACCCACCUUGAAACAGAGGAUGGGGAACAAUGGGUGAAACGGAAUCAAUACAGUCAUGCGCAGUCAACACCAAACCAACCUUUCAUUCCAAGUAACAAGAUUGCUUCUACCCAAGCACAAUUGGUAGCAAGCAAACCUGAAAUCCCAGAUUCAAUGCUACCUAUGUUUAUCAACAAACAUUCUGGUAGAUUUGGGUUUCUUACUUGUCCAGCAGUUGCACGAGUUGCCAUAGAGGAAGGUGGAAUCGCCGGUACGCGACAUCUGCCACCACAAUCCACCAUACCCAUUCACAGCCAACCAUCAUCACUUAGUGAUCAGAAUAAACCACGUCUUCUGCGAACACAGAGUUCACCAGCAACAUCAUUUAUUAAGAAGUUACCUCAUUUUAAGAAAUACAGAUACACCACGGGCAUAGCUUAUAGUCCAGUGAUGUUAAAGCACGGAUGUGCCUGUCGUGACGACCACACAGAACACGCAGGUCGACUGCGUGCAAUUUGGGAGCGACUAACAAAAUCGAAGCUGGUUAACGACCCAAGUUGUGGUGGUACAUCAGGAAAAUCUUCGUGUGAGUUACUGGAAGCAAGGAAAGCGACCACGGAUGAGUUACAACUGGUGCAUACACAGGAACAUACAUUGCGGUAUGGGACAACUUCACUUGCGAGGAAAGAACUAGAAUUGACAAGCAAGUUCAUAGUUCUCCCAUGUGGUGGUGUGGGCGUGGAUAAUGGAAUUGACAUCGAUACUGUGUGGAAUGAACUUGAUACCAUCAAUGCAGCACGAAUGGCUGUUGGUUGUACGGUAGACAUCACAUUAGAAGUUGCACAGAAUCGAUUGAAGAAUGGAUUUGCUCUCGUUCGACCACCAGGACAUCAUGCUCAGAAAGAUCUUGCAAUGGCUUUCUGUUACUUUAACUCAGUAGCAGUGGCUGCAAGGAAAUUACAACAUGAAUGUCCAGAUACAGUGAGACGUGUGCUUAUAGUGGAUUGGGAUGUACAUCAUUGUAAUGGAACUCAGAAUAUUUUCUUUGAUGAUCCAUCAGUGCUUGUUAUAUCCAUACAUAGAUAUGAUUCUGGGAACUUUUUUCCUGGAACUGGAGCCAUUAAUGAGUGUGGGCGUGGAGGAGGGCUUGGGUAUAAUGUGAACAUAGGGUUCAGUGGUGGGCUUGAUCCUCCCAUGGAAGAUGCCGAUUACUUGGCUGUUUUUCGCACAAUUGUUCUUCCCAUUGCCCGUCAGUUUGAUCCUCACUUUGUCCUCGUGUCGUGCGGGUUCUCGGCAGCCAACGGACAUCCUUCAACACUAGGUGGCUACAAGCUGACCCCCAAUUGUUACGGGUUGCUGACAAGAUUAUUAUCUGAGGUAGCAGGUGGGAAGAUAGUGUUGGUGUUGGAGGGGGGGUUUGAACUUGAACCCUUGUGUGAUUGCACGGAAGCUUGUGUUCGAACAUUGCUUGGCAACCAUGAGUAUUCUAAUUUAUCCAUGGAAAGCAUGGAGAGAAGGCCAUCUAAAAAUGCAAUUGAUACCAUUAAAAAUGUCAUCACUAUACAAGAAAAACACUGGAAAGGAUUAGAUUUAUCAUCUGUUGAUAUGAGUCAUCUCGAGUGGUUGAGAGUUUCAAGAGAAAAUGAAACUUGUGUUGCUAUGGCUUCACUUAGUGUGGAAAAUAAAUCUGGAAACGAACCCAACACUAUAUCAGAACCCGAAGCACACCAACAACCUGUGGAUUUGUCAAAUAACAAAUCUACUUAUCAGCAACCUCAUCAGUCCGCUGAUGUGUAUUUUUAUGAAAACUGUGGUGGAUCCAUGAGUGCAGAUUCCUCACCAUUAGAUGUGGUUGGUUUGUCCACACCUUCAUCACCUGCAACUAAACAAUCAGAUACCAUGGAUACAAUGAACCAAACAUCUACGACCGAGUCUCAACCCAUGGCUGGUGUAUGACUAUUUAAUGGAUAGACAUGAAAGAAUGAAACUUCAAGCGAAUCUUGGAACGAGCGUUUGUUGUUUACAAUCUCAUUCGUCACGCUUUAUGUGCAAUCUGUUCGCAUGUCACUAUUCGAAAUGAAGUUGCAAUGCUUAAUCAACAUUGAAAAAAAGUGAUGGUGAUCAUUAUUCAUGGUAGGAUUACUGAAGAGUGGACACACUGUGUAAAGAGAGUAUCUGAUUCAACAUCUAUUGUCACAUAGAUGCGCUAUAUGUGUCAAAUCAUGAUUGUACAGCAGACCUCAAUUUGUAGUGUCCACGAUGACUGAAUAUCCUCUCACCCCACACUCUAUUGGUACGGUGCUGGGAAACAGAUGUAAUUUUAGCAAACCAGAUGUAGUACUCCAACCCAUCAUUAGUGCUGCCAGGAUAUUCAAACUUGCUGUAAUAUUGCACAUAUUUCAUGCUUUGAAGACUUUUUCUGCAUCUUUUUACCCGGUCACCACAAGGCAAGUUUCAGCUUUUUAUUUUUUAUACUUGCUCGGCAAAAUGUUUUAAAUCCUGUGCCACUUUUUGGCAAACUAUUUCUCGCUGCUUAGUAUUAAAAAUGUGUUACGUGUAUUUACGUAGGAAUCGCUUCAUUCUUAUCAUGGUUGCCAACAUUAUUAAGCUGCCCAACUUGCAGCUUUGCGUAUUUACUUUGGAGUAAGUAUUUUUCUACUACGAAAAUAUUACUACAGUACAUACAUCUGAACAAUGCUUUAACAACAAACACAUCUAAUUUCUAUCAUUAAGUUUUUAAUACUGGUUUAAACUGGUUCGAAAUCCAUUCGAUUCAACAUAAUAUUACUGUUUAAUUGGAUCCUCUAAUCAUAACAAAAUUUAAAAUAUAGUAGCAAAUUAAUUGUCUAUUUGUUUGAACUGCACAAAGAAGCUUUGAACACAUCAUUCCAUCACAUUCCUUGUUUACAUAAUUUAAUUUUGACUGUUCCAUUUUCUUGAUCAUUGUUGCAUAAGAUUUUUAUUAAGUGACCCUGUGCUGUGUAUAUAUCCAUAUAUAUGAUGUCCUGAAAAGCGCCCCUGCUGGUUACAUCCGUUAAAAACUGUUUAUGACGAAUAAACGAAAAAGAUUUUUGAUACACAA